Messenger RNA from Ruditapes philippinarum (Manila clam), 2631 nucleotides. RefSeq names its product succinate dehydrogenase cytochrome b560 subunit, mitochondrial-like. The record is from RefSeq and is a predicted model, not a curated record. Gene Ontology annotation, cellular component: membrane. The transcript is spliced from 6 exons. Gene Ontology annotation, molecular function: succinate dehydrogenase activity; electron transfer activity. Gene Ontology annotation, biological process: tricarboxylic acid cycle; mitochondrial electron transport, succinate to ubiquinone. The coding region runs from base 93 to 602 and encodes 169 amino acids. Lineage: Eukaryota; Metazoa; Mollusca; Bivalvia; Venerida; Veneridae.
CGUGGUUACGUGCUGUUUUCCAGCCUGUGAAAUUGGUUUCAUUGUGAACCGUUUUCUUUAAGUGGUACCAGUACGAAAAAGGUAAACAAGCCAUGGCGGGCAGUAUGAGGUUGAAUACAGUUCCAAGAUUGCUUCAAGCAUCAAAGUGCUUUCAAUCAUGUAUAAUACCAGCAUCUUCACAGACGAAGGCUGCUGAUCAGAUGGAGAAAUACUGGAAGAAAAACAGGGAUCGUAACCGCCCUCUGUCACCUCAUCUUACAAUUUAUAAAUUACCAGUGACGGCAGUGAUGUCUAUAUCUAACAGAAUAACUGGAACAAUUCUAACUGCAGUGAUAUAUGGGGGACCAAUUAUUUACCUGCUUGGUAGUAACGAUUUUGCUGGUUACCUGCAGAUGGUACAGAGUUGGGGACCAGUCGGGACGGGAUUGAUAAAUCUAACUAAAUUUACUCUUGCCUUUUCCUUUAGCUACCAUACUAUAGCCAGUAUCAGACAUUUAGCAUGGGACAUGGUGAUGGGCUUCCAGUUACCACAAAUAGUUAAAACGGGCUGGGCAGUGUUGUUCUUCACAUUGUUGAUGACAGCUGCCUUGAUGGCCUUGUAAUUAUGAUACCUGCAUUGUUACCAUGGCAACUAAACUGGACUGCUUCUCUGAUGGAUCAUUUAUCAAACCCCUGUCUUAGACAAUAAAAUAUUAAUUUGUGGACCAGCCUAUGAAAUUGUAAUUGUUUUGUUCAUUUAAACCUCAGUUUUUACUUGCUUCAGAUAAAAGUUGAAUUUUUAGACCAGUCAGUUAAAUCAAGUAAUUGAUUGGUUGAUUCAAAUCUCAGUUUCCAAAUUGACCAAUGAAAGUGUUCCUAUUCAAAAAGCGUAGAGUGGUUAUAAAUUUCUGUUUUAUUUUCUGGAAUGCAAUCCAGUUUUGGAUUAAAUUAAAGAUAGAAUAGAUUAGAAUAGAUAAUUAAGAAUAGAUUUAAGACUAUUAGCCAAUGGUGCAUUUUAGAUAUAUAUUAACCAAGAAAAAGCAGAAAAAAUGUGAUGUCAUAACAAGUGACCUUAAAAUCUCUGUGAUUUGUCAAUGAAAUGUUGAAUGAUCUGCAUUAGGCCAGUGCUGUUUUCAUGAAUGUCAAAACCAAUGUGCUAAAUUAUUUGAGUCAUGUGCUUUAUUUGUGAACAUAGAUAUUGAAGAUGUAGAUUUAUAUCUAAAAUUUAAACCUGUUUUCUGUAAAUAUAAUUAGGGGUAUAUGACUCUAUUAUUAUUGAUUUGUUGUUAAACCAAAAUCACUUGCUCACUUCAAUUUGGAUGAUUUUUAUUUGAUUUUGUUAUUUACGUUUAAUUUAGACUUUUAUUUACAUUAAGAUUUAUGACAAUUUCCAAACAGGAAACUACUAAGUAUUAUCAUGAUGUUGAAAUAUGUGAUAUUACAUAUACAUUAUACAUUUGUAUUAUGUGAACAUUGUUAAUUAGUAGAGAAACUUGUUAAAACUACAUAAAAUGUUAUUUUCAUUACUUGACAAGAAAAAUGGCAUUUCAUUUCAAAGGGAGUUAACUUUGUUUCACAUACAGCUAUAGACAAUUUUUCUUAAACAUUCCUUGUUUAAAAUCAGCGACCAAAGUUGCUGAAUUUACCAACAUUUAGAGGCUCUUUUUACAAGCCAGACUAUUUAGCUUUUGUUGAACCCUUCCAGUGCCGGAACUGCGUGUUGUCAUUGCUGCAAAUAUAGAACCAGGCUGGUGCUUGAACUUGGGCGAGUAGCCUGUGGGGCCAGGAUAGAGACAGGCUAGGCUAAAUGUACAUGCUGUCUGACCAUGUUCUAUACUGUUGGCAAACCAAUAUCAAAAAUUCAGCCUGAUUACCCUGAAAUUGAUAAUGGACAGUUCCAAAUCUGGAAGCUUGGCAGGUUCAUUUAAGAAAUUAAGGGUGGAUAAGGGUUUAAAUUUAACUUGUUUCUUUUUUUUAUUUAUUUACAUGUACCAAAAUGUUCUUUAUAUUUAAAAGUGCUCAGAGAUUGUUAUUUAUUUUUGUCUCUUAAUUUAAAUGACUGUGUAAUGACUGUGUAUUGAAUGUUUAAGAAAUAGAACAAGACAGGUAAAAGAUGUGUGCUAGAAAAAAAUCCUGCAGUCUUGUUAAUGAAUGAUACCAUUAUAUAACUAUGUUAUUUUAUUACUUGUAAGAUUUGUUUGGUCAUUUCACUAUGAAAAAUCAUUAUGUAAAUUGUGUUGGUUCUGUAAUCAGUUGUUUUGUGGAACAAAAUUUUAUAACAAGUGAGUGACAAAAAAUUUAUCAAAGAAAUUUGAACAAGGAGGGGUAGUGAAUGUGACAAAAUUUAAAAGUGACUGGAUGUGUACAUUGUAUAUGUAUAUCAAAUGCUCAUUUUUAUUUGAAUUAGCUCAAAAGAAAAAAGUCAGGGAAUUUAGUCAAAUAUUUAUUUUUGUAUAUUUAUAUCUGAACAAAAUUUCACAAUGUAUUGCCACUAUAUAUGUUUACACGUUGUAUGUCCACCAGUAUUAAACUUUAUCAUAACAAUCAAUGUUUUUACAUGUUUAUUGUAAUUUAGCUGAAAUUUGAUGUUUCAUGUUACUUGUUGGUUUUCAUUCUCAAAAGUUUUUAGAAUAAAUUGGGUUUUCAAAAAUG